AUGCGGAAAUCGCGUGUGCUCCGGGUCUCGUCGACUCGCGACAUCUGCAUAUUUUGCGCCACUCGUCAAGUCGCCGCAGCGGAUGCUCUUUCAGCGCUUUCUCAGCGGCGACACCUCAAUUCUUCGAGCAGAGCGCCACAAUAUGCAGAAGGGGCCCUAUACAAAGAAGAGGCAGUUCCGGCUCCAGCACCAAAGCGGAUGUUGACACAGGCAGAGAGGAUGCAACAGUUACUUCGAGCGAGAGCUCCAGCACCGCCUUCACCGCCUUCGCCCACGCCUCCCCCGAACCGGAUGCGAAUGAACCACGCGCCGGGGCGAGAUAACGGGAGAGCUCCCUUCCAGUCGUCCAUGCCGCCGCCACGAGGGCAAAAUCAGCAGAGACAGUCCAUGCCCCCGCCACCGCAUCUGCUAUCGCGACAGCCAUUGGGACAGAGACCGCCGUAUCGAAGCGCUAUGCCCAAUGGACCGGGGCGUGGCCAGAACGACACGCGAAACUCGCCAUCGUAUCAUUCCCCGCGAAACACUGGAAGAUCAACUGCCCAAGGUUUUCAGAAUACUCGUUACAAUGUCAACAUGGACUCGCGGGCUGCACCAGCUAUAGAAUCGCCAGCAUUUGGAACCGAACAAUUGCGCAGGAGGAAUGACGCUCAGAUAUCUGGCAGACCUCCUGCAGGUGGAACCAUGUCACAGCCGGCUCAACAGCCAAGGCCACGGCCUCCGAAAAUGAGUCAAGCAGAAUUGGAGGAGCUAUUGGGUAGCAAUUCAAAAUUGAGACAACCGCGAUCGCGUGCUCCAUUGUCACGGCAGGCCAACGUUCUAAGGACUUUUUUCCGUCAGCCGCUGCCCUCUCGUGCCCCACGGCCAGAUCACUCGAGACCUUCGGGAAAUCUCACUGAUGCGGCGGCAGACUUCGCCCGAAGGCAUGGGCCCAAGUUUGAGAAUGAACAGGUUGCAUCUGAGCCUGUCGAAGAAAGGCGUCGCGAUGACAGGAGGAGUCGACGAUUCCGUGAUGAAGAUGAGGAACCAGUGGAGUCACGCAACCGGUAUGAAGAGCCAGAGCGUCGCAGAACAGGGGAUUACGGGAGAGGUCGUCGUAUCAUGCGCGAGCAAGACUUCGAGGAAGACGAUAGAUACGUGAAUAAGGCGGAACGCAAGCGACUGCGACAGGAAGCCAAGAAGAAGACACAAGAGACAAAGGGGCCCGUGCCUGUCUAUCUUCCGGAGUACAUUAGUGUUGCUAACCUUGCUACUCUUCUGAAAGUACGCCUGGAAGAGUUUGUGGCGAAAUUAGAAGAGCUUGGUUUUGAAGAGGUGCAGUCGGACCAUAUUCUGAAUGCUGAGCAUGCAGGCCUGGUGGCUCAAGAAUAUAACUUUGAGCCCAUUGUACAAGCAGAGGAAGAUGACGGAGAUCUCCAACCAGCUCCCACGCUAUCUCCAGAAGACUAUGCCAACCUCCCUGCUCGACCCCCAGUUGUCACCAUCAUGGGCCACGUCGAUCACGGCAAAACUACUAUUCUGGACUAUCUACGGUCAACGAGUGUUGCCGCUGGUGAAUUUGGUGGCAUUACUCAACAUAUUGGCGCCUUCAGCGUGCCAUUGUCCUCUGGCAAGAAGAUCACAUUUCUGGACACACCUGGUCACUCAGCUUUCGAGACGAUGCGGGCUCGAGGGGCAAAUGUCACAGACAUUGUGGUCUUAGUCGUAGCAGCUGAUGAUUCCGUCAUGCCUCAGACGGUGGAGGCAAUCAAGCAUGCACAAGCAGCUGCAGUCCCAAUGAUUGUUGCGAUCAACAAGAUCGAUAAGUCACAGGCUGAUCCUGAAGCGGUCAAGCUUGACCUUGGGCGUCACGGUAUCGAGGUUGAAGAUUUUGGUGGUGAUGUUCAAGCCGUAUGCGUCAGUGGUAAGACCGGACAAGGUAUUCCCGAUCUGGAAGAAGCCAUCACUACGCUUUCUGAGAUGCUUGACCAUCGAGCCGACCCGAAGGCUAACGUCGAAGGAUGGGUCCUGGAAGGCACCACGAAGAAGUCUGGAAAAGUGGCAACUGUCCUUGUCCGCACUGGUACUCUUCGCUGCGGCAACAUCCUCGUUGCUGGCAAUACAUGGACUCGCGUCCGUAGUCUGCGCAACGAAGCCGGUGCCAUGGUGAUGGAAGUUGGUCCUGGUAUGCCUGUCGAAGUAGAUGGUUGGCGCGAACAACCGAUUGCCGGAGAUGAGGUUCUUCAAGCCGCUGACGAGCAGCAUGCCCAAGGCGUUUCUGAGCUGCGCGCGGAGAAGCUUGAUCGCGAACAAAUGGCCAAAGACAUGGAAGCAAUUAACGAGUCCAGACGCUUGGAGACUGAGCGCCGCGAGGCCGAAGAGGCUGCAGCCGAAGCCGAAAAGAAUGGCGAAACUGUCGAAGAAGCUGCCCCCAAGACAGAGACUGGCCCCGAGAUCAUCUCUUUCAUCGUGAAGGGCGACGUCUCUGGCUCCGUCGAGGCGGUCAUUGACCAAAUCUCUGCGCUCGGUAACGGCGAAGUCGGCACACGCAUCCUUCGCUAUGGAGUCGGUUCGCCUUCCGAAUUCGACGUGGAGCAUGCCGCUGAUGCGAAAGGCUAUAUCGUCAACUUCAACACGUCAGUCUCCAAUAACAUCAAAGCCUUGGCAGAGAAAAAAGAAGUCAAGAUCCUAGACUCGAACAUCAUCUACAGGGUCGUGGAGAACGUCAAGGCUCUGUUGGAGGAGAGGCUUGCGCCUAAGAUUGUGCAGAAGGUCACGGGUGAGGCGGAGGUCGCGAUGACAUUUGAGAUUGGUAUAGGCGGGCGCAGGAAAAUGGUCAUCGCUGGUUCGAAGGUUCGCAAUGGUGAGAUCAAGAAGGGCUCGAGGGCGAGAGUGUUGCGGAAGGACGAGGCUGUGCACGAUGGCAUCAUUGGGUCGCUGAAGAACCAAAAGAAGGACGUGCAGACCAUGCACAAAGACACUGAGUGCGGUAUCGCCUUCGACGACGGGUGGUCCGAAUUCAAGGUUGGGGAUAAGAUCCAAUGCUACGAUGAGGACAGGAUCAAGAGAACAUUGUAA
Molecule: messenger RNA, 3054 nt
Organism: Didymosphaeria variabile
Lineage: Eukaryota; Fungi; Ascomycota; Dothideomycetes; Pleosporales; Didymosphaeriaceae
Gene: IFM1
Product: translation initiation factor IF-2
Exons: 4
Coding region: 1-3054 (1017 amino acids)
Biological process (GO): translational initiation
Molecular function (GO): GTPase activity; GTP binding; translation initiation factor activity
Source: RefSeq, a predicted model, not a curated record